Pteropus alecto (black flying fox) is the source of this 1395-nucleotide messenger RNA. It is a transcript of the gene BTBD9, whose product is annotated as BTB domain containing 9. NCBI's taxonomy places the organism in Eukaryota, Metazoa, Chordata, Mammalia, Chiroptera, Pteropodidae. The record is from RefSeq and is a predicted model, not a curated record. Bases 208 to 1395 code for a protein of 395 amino acids. Gene Ontology annotation, molecular function: protein binding. Gene Ontology annotation, biological process: circadian behavior; adult locomotory behavior; modulation of chemical synaptic transmission. The transcript is spliced from 7 exons.
GCGCGCAGAAGCGCGUGCGCGGCCACGGCGUUGUGCGUGAGAGCGGGCGCGCGCCGCGGCGGCGGCGGCGAGGAAGGCGGCGACGGCAUCUGCCGAGGGGGCGGUGGUUACGAGCAGGCAGCGGAGCAGGCGGAAGAGGCCUCUGUGCCGGCGGCUAGGUCGCAGAGGAACCUUGUUGGGAUCAGCGACUAUCAUCUAUUCCACAAGAUGAGUAACAGCCACCCUCUUCGCCCCUUUACUGCAGUGGGGGAAAUUGAUCAUGUGCACAUUUUGUCUGAACAUAUUGGUGCCUUGUUGAUUGGGGAAGAAUAUGGUGACGUCACAUUUGUCGUGGAAAAGAAACGUUUUCCUGCCCACAGGGUAAUUUUAGCAGCGAGGUGCCAGUAUUUUCGAGCAUUACUGUAUGGUGGAAUGCGAGAAUCUCAGCCCGAGGCAGAAAUCCCUCUCCAAGAUACCACUGCAGAAGCAUUCACAAUGCUACUUAAGUACAUCUACACUGGGCGGGCGACACUGACAGAUGAGAAGGAGGAGGUGCUGCUGGACUUUUUGAGCCUGGCUCAUAAAUAUGGAUUUCCAGAGCUGGAGGAUUCUACCUCUGAGUAUCUCUGCACCAUACUUAACAUUCAGAAUGUCUGUAUGACUUUUGAUGUUGCCAGUCUCUACUCACUUCCCAAGUUAACUUGUAUGUGCUGCAUGUUUAUGGACAGAAAUGCUCAGGAGGUGCUCUCAAGUGAAGGCUUCCUCUCCCUUUCUAAGACAGCACUUUUAAACAUCGUAUUAAGAGAUUCAUUUGCAGCUCCCGAAAAAGAUAUUUUCCUAGCCUUGUUAAACUGGUGUAAGCACAAUUCAAAAGAGAAUCAUGCUGAAAUCAUGCAGGCUGUGCGUUUACCUCUGAUGAGUCUCACUGAACUUCUGAAUGUUGUGAGGCCUUCAGGGCUAUUGUCUCCUGAUGCUAUUCUGGAUGCUAUUAAAGUUCGAUCAGAGAGCCGGGAUAUGGACCUCAAUUAUAGAGGCAUGCUCAUACCAGAAGAAAACAUUGCAACUAUGAAGUAUGGAGCCCAGGUUGUAAAAGGGGAGCUGAAAUCUGCCUUACUAGAUGGUGAUACUCAAAAUUAUGAUUUGGAUCAUGGAUUUUCUAGGCAUCCAAUUGAUGAUGACUGCCGUUCUGGCAUCGAGAUUAAGCUAGGUCAGCCAUCCAUUAUCAACCACAUACGGAUACUCCUGUGGGACCGGGAUAGCCGGUCUUAUUCAUAUUUCAUUGAAGUGUCGAUGGAUGAACUUGAUUGGAUCAGAGUGAUUGAUCAUUCACAAUAUCUAUGUCGUUCUUGGCAAAAGUUAUAUUUUCCAGCCCGUGUCUGCAGGUUAUUCGAAUUGUACCUCUAUCUACAGCUUUGA